CCAUGUGCUCCGACUGGCGCUAAAAGUUUUGAGCCUCUCAAAAGUCCAGAGCCACGAUCCUGGGCGCAGGUAGUCGCGGGGCUCCGGGGUCAACUGGCGUCCGGCCUCGGAGCGUGCUUCCCAGGACGGUGACACGCUCCCCUGAGGUUCGGCAGCCACGCUCCCUUCCCAGGAGCUGCGAUGCAGGACCCACAGUCGGAGCUCACCAUCGACCCCCCUCUGAGCCAGGAGACAUUUUCCGAAUUGUGGAACCUACUUCCUGAAAACAAUGUUCUGUCUUCCGAGCUGUCCCCAGGAGUGGAUGAACUGCUGCUCUCAGAAGGCGUCGUGAACUGGAUGGACGAAGGUUCAGAUGACACUCCCAGGAUGCCAGUGGCUCCUGCCCCUGCGGCCCCUGGACCAGCCAUCUCCUGGCCCCUGUCAUCCUCUGUCCCUUCCCCGAAGACCUACCCUGGCACCUAUGGGUUCCGUCUGGGGUUCCUGCAUUCCGGGACAGCCAAGUCUGUUACUUGCACGUACUCCCCCUCCCUCAACAAGCUGUUUUGCCAGCUGGCAAAGACCUGCCCCGUGCAGCUGUGGGUCAACUCCCCGCCCCCACCCGACACCUGCGUCCGCGCCAUGGCCAUUUAUAAGAAGUCGGAGUUCGUGACAGAGGUUGUGCGGCGCUGUCCCCACCAUGAGCGCUGCUCUGACAGUAGUGAUGGGCUGGCCCCGCCUCAGCAUCUCAUCCGGGUGGAAGGAAACUUGCGUGCCAAGUACUUGGACGACAGAAACACUUUCCGACAUAGCGUGGUGGUGCCCUAUGAGCCGCCCGAGGUCGGCUCUGACUGUACCACCGUCCACUAUAACUACAUGUGUAACAGUUCCUGCAUGGGAGGCAUGAACCGGCGGCCCAUCCUCACCAUCAUCACCCUGGAAGAUUCCAGUGGUAAUGUGCUGGGACGGAGCAGCUUUGAGGUACGUGUCUGUGCCUGUCCUGGGAGAGACCGGCGCACAGAGGAGGAGAAUUUCCGUAAGAAGGGGGAGCCUUCCCCCGAGCUGCCCCCCGGAAGCACUAAGCGAGCACUGCCUCCCAGCACCAGCUGCUCUCCCCCACAAAAGAAGAAGCCACUGGAUGGGGAAUAUUUCACCCUUCAGAUCCGUGGGCGUGAACGUUUCAAUAUGUUCAGGGAGCUGAAUGAGGCCUUGGAGCUGAAGGAUGCCCUGAGUGGCAAGGAGCCGGGGGGGAGCAGGGCUCACUCCAGCCACCUGAAGGCUAAGAAGGGGCAGUCUACCUCCCGCCAUAAAAAGCUGAUGUUCAAGAGAGAGGGACCCGACUCAGACUGAUGUCCCCUGCUUCCUGUGUCCCCCUCCCCCGCCCUCCACUGACCCCUUGCCCUCCUUUCCUGGCAUUUUUGGGACGUGGGAGCUUGAAUGCACCUGCUUGGUGUGUUGACUGCCUGGUACAGGUGCGCCUCAGAGACGCCCUGGAUUCUUCCAUUUGCCUUGCUUUAAGGCUCCGCUAAAGAAGUUGGCCUACAAGGUCGUUGGUCAGGGUGGGGAGGACGUAGAACGUUCCAGCCUGGUUUUUAAAGAUUUUUAUUGUGAGGAACCAUGGGAGAGGUAGGAAAAUGUUCCUGAAGGUCAGGAAUCAAUCACACGCUGGGCUAUGAGCCCAGUUCUCUACCGUUUUACCCAGUGGUUGAAAUUUCCUAAUUUCAUAAGCCAUUUUUAUGAAAUGCUGAUAACCAUACCUACCUCACGGAGUUUGUAGUGAGGGUGAAUGAAAUUAUGUUAGUCUGGCCCCCCAAAACAGCCCUUUUAUCCCGUGAUGACUGUGACUUGGUGCCUUCGUGAGUGCUGGUUCCCUGUCCCUGCUGGUGGGUGUGGUGACAACUUGUACGAAGGGGCAGCUGGUGAGGGGUCCCUUCCUUGCUGGCCUGGCCAAAUCCUGUCCGACCUCUAGGGGAGCCCCAGCACCCAAGAGGAAACCUCAGUCCCAUCUCACAGCUGGAAAGAUUGAUUCCAUCCCUGGUGGAGAAUCUGUCUACAGAGAUCUUUCUACUUCCCCAAGUUGCUCAAGUCGACUUCUUUUGCGCUCUGCACGCAUCACCACACCCCCCCUCCUCCUCCCUUUUUAUAUUCUGUUUUUACAGCAGUCUCUAAUUUUACAAUAAAAUUUUACUAUCA
Molecule: messenger RNA, 2169 nt
Organism: Ailuropoda melanoleuca (giant panda)
Lineage: Eukaryota; Metazoa; Chordata; Mammalia; Carnivora; Ursidae
Gene: TP53
Product: tumor protein p53
Exons: 11
Coding region: 181-1326 (381 amino acids)
Biological process (GO): apoptotic process; regulation of transcription by RNA polymerase II; protein tetramerization
Cellular component (GO): nucleus
Molecular function (GO): protein binding; DNA-binding transcription factor activity, RNA polymerase II-specific; RNA polymerase II cis-regulatory region sequence-specific DNA binding
Source: RefSeq, a predicted model, not a curated record